Mercenaria mercenaria is the source of this 3811-nucleotide messenger RNA. RefSeq lists its product as uncharacterized. The transcript has 8 exons. Bases 16 to 1656 code for a protein of 546 amino acids. NCBI's taxonomy places the organism in Eukaryota, Metazoa, Mollusca, Bivalvia, Venerida, Veneridae. The record is from RefSeq and is a predicted model, not a curated record.
AUUUAUAUUUGAUAGAUGGCGGAUAAAUACUACAGGCUUGUGUGCUUUGUGGUGAACAUUUGUCCAGAACCUUUACGAGAAUUUUUCAUCAAGCUUGCUAAUAAAGAUGCAGGAUCUUCUUAUACAACCGUUGAUGCAUAUCUUGCUCACAGGCACCCGGAUGUGAUGCAGCUGAAAAGGAAGAAAAGGAUCAGAGAAGAUCAGUAUGAUUUACUAUAUCCUGGUCAUGGCACCGCUAACGUUGACCAAUGGGAUGUUACACUUCUUGUUACAUUGAUUACGGAAAUGUUCGAGACAAGCAUACAACCCCUUGAUAUAUUUCUCAUGAAGAAUGAAAUUCGCGGGAUACGUAACGAGUUGCAGCAUCUCCCAAACACUUCAAAUAUGACAGACAAAGAGUUUGAUGACUACUGGAGACGUCUUGACACUGCCACUAUUGCUAUAGCAAAGCAGGUGUUUAGUGCGGGGCGUGAAGAAUUGUUUCGAAAGAAAAUUGAAAAUGCUAAAAGCAAUAACCUUCCAAACCUUGGGGAUACUCUACGCCAGUGGUACGAAGAAACCAUUAAACAAAUGCAAAGCAAGUUAGAUGACAUCGAGUCAAAUACCAAGGAGACGACUUCAGUUCUUCGACAAGUGACUGUUCAAAAACCCGGACCUUCAGGCGACAAAAAUAAAAGAAUUAAAACUGCUGAUGGCAUACUGGCAAAGCUUCAAGCUAGUUUUGAAACAACAAUGAAUGAAUUACCAGAAGAUUUCAAUGCACCUUCAGAAGUUGCCGACAUCAGAACAAAACUUAGAAACAAUCACUAUGUGGUUGUAACCGGAAGUUACAAUCGUCUUUAUUUUGAAACAGCACUUGCAGCCAUUAAAGGAAUGGGUUAUAAUUACAAACGAAGUGUCGAGAUGCACGAGUCGUCGGACUGGCGCCAUAUUGACCCCGAAGACGUUGACUUCGUCCUGUGCAGAAAUCCGUUUGGAAGUUUCUCGUAUGAUGAAAACAAAGCUAAAGCUAUGGCAGAUAUAUUCAACAGCAUGAUGCAUACAACAAAAGGAGAUGAGAACAAAACUUUAGACCUAGUCAUAGUAACAGACCUGACGAUUCUGACAGAGUGCAAACAAUAUCACGAUCAUGACAUCCUGGAAGAAAUAGUGAAGGUUUUUGAUGAUACAAGUGAAUCACGACCGGCGGACCUUACCCUUGGGUGUAGAAAUCAGAAUAUGACCUCGAACUGUUUUCCAGUUGCCAACAACUUGGGAGUACUGACGAGCAACUUCCUGAAGCAGUAUAGCAUCUCCAGCAGUCAAGAAAAUGAAAGCGUAAUUAAAGAGGCAAGAGACAAAUUUAAAGCAAAGAAAGCCAUUGUGCUGACGGGGCCGAGAAAAUGCGGAAAAACAUCAGUAGCAGUUGCGUUGGCGUCUUCUUAUCAGCCUUCACAAUGUUCCCUUCUUACAAAACCAAGUGAUUUUUUGAAAAUUGAUUUUCAAAACAUAUGCUUGAUAAUUAUUGAUGAGUUUGCCGGAAAGUAUUGUUACGAUGAGAAAACCAUAUACAACUGGUUAAGCAUGUUUGAUCAUUUGUAUAACGCCAUUACGGCAGGACAGAUGAACGUGAUAAUCACGUGCGAAAAAAGCAAACUGGACAAAUGUUGCUCUUAGAUUUCAUCACAUCCUAUUCUUGACCACAGAGUAGACAUACCAGCACGUACUACUGUCAUUAAGCAGGAGAUGGAACUUCAAAAUACAGAACAUACUUUAAGCGUCGUGGACAGCCCUGACAGAUCUGUAAAUUAUAGUGCGAUUAUGGAAAAAAGUCGUACGGGAAUUGCGGGAGCAUUUAACACACAGUAUGGCAAUGGCAAACCGACAACCAUACUGAGAUUGCCACAAGCAGGCACAGCUCAAGACCACUAUAUCUCCCCUAUAGGAAUACAGGGAUCGGUACAGAACUUCAUGAGCAGUAGAAAUCUGUUUCCCACUACUUGGAACAAUAUUCUUCCAGCACAGGCAUUAUCAACAGAAAGAGGAGAUAUUGUAGACAACUAUGCCGGAUCAACAGAUACAGGUACUAUGGUGGACUCAAGUAGAGGGGGAAUAUCGGGAGCCUUUAACAUGUCUUAUAGAAACGAAACAGAAAAGACAAUAUUGAGAUUGCCGACACCAGACAGAGCGCUGGACUUAACCAUCUCUCGUAUGGGAAUGCCGGCAUCGUUGUUGCAGAACUUCACGACUGUGCCAGCACAAACAGUAUCAAGAGGAGUUGGUACAGGUCCGCUGUUUCAGAUUCAUGGACAUCAAAGGUAUAAAAAGGGUGAAAUGAAACACUUAUUUUUGUUUUGUUUUGGUGACUUACUUGCUUUUAUACCCCCCGACAACGAAGUUGUAAGGGGGGUAUACUGGUUUCAGGUUGUCUGUCUGUCUGUCUGUCCGUCCUUCUGUUCGUAGACACAAUCUUGUACGCACCAUCUCUCCUCAUCUCCUUGACACAAUUUAAUGAAACUUCACACAAAUGAUCAGUAACAACAGUAGUUGUGCAUGGGGCAUGUUAGGUUCUUUCAGAAAAAUAUUUUGCAGAGUUAUGGGACUUUGUUUUUUGUUACUAUACUAUAUACAUAGACACAAUCUUGUGUGCACCAUCUCUCCUCAUCCCCUUGACACAAUUUAAUGAAACUUCACACAAGUGAUCAGUAACAACAGUAGUUGUGCAUGAGGCAUGUUAGGUUCUUUCAGAAAAAAGUUUGCAGAGUUAUUGGACUUUGUUUUUAGUUACUUUACUAUAUACAUGGACACAAUCUUGUGCGCACCAUCUCUCCUCAUCCUCUUGACACAAUUUAAUGAAACUUCACACAAGUGAUUAGUAAAUACAGUAGUUGUGUGUGAGGCAUGUUAGGUUCUUUCAACAACAAUUUCAGAGUUAUGGGACUUUGUUUCUUGUUAACAUACUAUGUACAUACAGUCUGCAUAUGCAAUCUUGUGCGCGCCUAAUCUUCCGAACCCUUGCACACAAUUUAAUGAAACUUCACACAAGUGAUCAGUACCAACCCUAGUUGUGCAUGGUGCAUGUUACGUUCUUUUAGAUAAAUAUUCUGCAUAGUUAUGGGACUUUGUUUUUUGUUACUAUACUGUGUACAUACAGUCUAUAUACAUACAGUCCACAUAAUUAUGCAGUCUUGUGUGCGUCAAAUUGCAAUGUACUGUGUCAGUGCAUGCGGGAGGUACAUUCAUCACCUUCAGUGAUAGCUCUAGUUAGAUUAGAUUUUAUCAGGAACUGUUCUGACUUUCUAAGUAAAUAACGACCAAGUAAAGCAAAUCCAUAUGUUACCAUCAUCGGACCGAUAUCAUUUUAUAAUGGAAAGAUUUCGUUUUGCCAUUGGUUAUAAGUCGAAAUGGUGUCGACGAUAUGUGGCAGAUACUGGUCUUUUUGUAUGUACAUCUGUUUGUCCAUCAGUUAACAAUUUCGUUUCCGCAUAAUAACUUAAGAAUACUUUGAUCUAUAAUUCUCAAACUUUAAUUACUAUUGCUCAGGGGUUCCCAUUAUUUGAGGUCAAUGAAACAAAGGUCAAGGUCACAGUGACUCAUUAAGCACAAAAUCGAUUUCUCUCAAUAUCUUGAGACUCCCUUGACCUGCGAUCCUCAAACGUAGCAGGCACAUUGACCAAUAUGUGUAUGGCGAGGGAGUUUCCGGUAUUUACCAGUGCUGUAAAACGAGGAGCAAGUUAGAUGAAUCUCUUGAAAAUGACGUAUACUAUAUAUGUAGAUAGAUGCGAACAGUACUUUGUAUUCUUUUACGUUAAACCGAAAAAAAAUCAAAAAG